CCGGACAGGACCAGCCCGCGCUUCYUGCGCGCUUCCAGCUGCGAUGAUGGAAAACGGGGCCAGCCCGGGRCCGGGACCCGGGAGCGCGGCCCCGCCGUGCCCCUCGCCGCCGGACCAMUAAAGCUCAAUGGGUCCAGUCACUGGAAUGACUCCGGAUAAGAAAGCUGAAACGGCCGGAGCAGAAAAAGCCGCAGGAYUACGGCAGUGCCAUGGGAUGGGCAGCCUGCCCGACGCGGGCGACGCCGGCAAGCCAAAGGCCACCGUGGUGGACAGAGAUUCGSCAGAUGAUGAGCUCACAAAUUUGAACUGGCUGCACGAAAGUACUAACCUGCUAACAAACUUCAGCCUCGGCAGCGAGGGCCUUCCGAUUGUUAGCCCCUUGUACGACAUCGAGGGUGACAGCGUGCCAUCCUUCUCACCGUCCUGCUACCAGAACCCUGAGAAAAAAUCCUCCACUUCCAAACCUCCUUACUCUUUCAGCCUUCUCAUUUACAUGGCCAUUGAGCAGUCCCCCAACAAGAGCCUGCCAGUCAAAGAAAUCUACAGCUGGAUCCUGGACCGCUUCCCRUAUUUCGCCACAGCCCCCACUGGCUGGAAGAACUCGGUGCGACACAACCUCUCCUUGAACAAGUGUUUCCGAAAGGUGGAGAAAAGCCAUGGCAAGGUGAAUGGGAAAGGGUCGCUGUGGUGCGUUGACCCUAAAUACAAACCUAAUCUCGUCCAAGCACUGAAAAAGCAGCCUUUUUCCUCAGCACUUGCAUUUUAUACUCCACCAGCGUCGCCACCCAGUAGGUCGUCGUCCCCUCACUACCUGAGUUCAGUCCUUCAGCAGAAUCAUGGCCGAUCUCUCAAAGARUCUGAUAUUGAUGCUGCUACUGCAAUGAUGCUGUUAAAUACUUCCAUUCAACAAGGGAUGCUGGACUGUGAGAAGCCUCAGCCUCUGAAGACCCCCAAGAAGAGGAGUUACGGCAGCGCCUUCAGUCCCGGCAGCUCCCUGGCCCUGCAGGAGAGCGACGCCGCCGCCACCAACAUCGACCCCAGCGAGGACCACAACUACAGCGCCAGCAGCAUGGGCUCCCAGCGCUGCGCCUCCCGCUCCAGCGUCUCCUCCCUGUCCUCCCUGGACGACGUCUACGACUUCAUCUCCAAGAGCAGCCCCCACGGCAGCGACGGCAGCGAGGGCUUCCACAGCGAGCUGGACACCGACGGCGACUACGAGGAYGAUCCUCUGGCAGACAGCGGCUACGCGUCCCAGCCUCGCGUGGGUUCCUCCAAGCAAAGCCAGCCCAGCCAGAAAGUACUGGAGGAGCUGCCCAGCCAGAGAGWGCUGGAGGAGCUGUGUCAGGAGAUCGAUGAGGAGCUGAAGGAAGCAGCAGGGUCUCUGCUCCACCUUGCCGGCAUCCAAACGUGCUUGAGUUCCUUAAUAAGUACUGCAAAGACCCACUGUCACAAGCAAAGGAAAAAAUAAUGUGUUUGUCAGUGUUGAAUAUAUACAUAUAUUUUUUUUAAUUGUGGCAAUACUCUUCUACUUUUGCCCUUCACAAGGGAGAUCAAAGCCAUAAGAGGACUCACUGCUUUUUUUUUUUUUUGGCGCAAGCUAUAAUUUAGCCAUUUAUUUUUAAAUCACCACCUGAAAAGAAAAAUAAAGUAUUUAAUCUUUUCAAAUUAGAAGAUACGCAUGACUUGUGGAAACCUGAAAGCAUACUUCUUAAUGAUCACUUUUUUUUUUUUUUUUCCAAUAGCUGACUUUAUUUUUUUUUAGAGAUAGUUUGCUCAGAUGCACACUGUGGAUCAUAUUUACAUCUCUGCUGGCCCCAUCUGCAGRGGCGAAUUUUGUUCUGUCUAAGGGCUCUGACUUCCAUGUAAAGGAUUCCAAUUAAUUUUGCAAUAAGAGGAUCUCUUAAUAGUUCCUAGACAUCCUUCAGCCAAAAAGUGUUUUGUGGUAUGUUGAACUUUAUCCCUAUUUUUCUUUUAAAAACAGUGGUGAUUGCUUACAUCUUCCUGUAGAUGAUGCCUUUUUUUUUUUUUUUUUUUUUUCUGUUCAUAAAUGGGUAAGCAGUUCUGUUGGAGUGGGUUUUAACAGUACUGUACAUACAAGGAUGCCUUAAGUAUGUUGCAGAAUUGUGUACAGCUAUCCAAGGUCAUCUUUCCUGUUGCUGAAAGGUAGCAUGAUGUGCCAUAAACGUUCUCACCAAUGUGAAGCUACUGCUUCCAGCAGAUGUUGGGCAAGCUGGGUGAAAUUAGGAGCRGAGCCACUUAGGAAACCAAUGUCCACUGUUGAAAACAGUGCUGGAUUCAGCCAAAAUUUAAUCUUUCCCUAAGGGAGUAUUUUCCUGGCUAUUUGAAUGCCUUUCUUAGACUAGUGUGGGGUUUUCUUUCCCCUUUUUUCUUUYUUUUCUCCRUAUUUGUCAGUCUCUUCAUGCAUACUGUCCUGAACUGCCUGCUUCCAGUGCAAACACAGCCAUGCUGCUGAAGGUCUGUUGCUCUGAGGGCCCAUUCCAGUGCCUCUUGAAGACAACGGUGGUGCUCCUGCUGACUCAAUGGCUGUUGGAUCACACCUGAAAUAUUCGAGGUUCUUUGUGUUUUGGAAUUUAAAGCACAAACGCUAGCAGAGAAAAAAAAAAAAAAGUUGGUGUUUUUUUUGGUUUUUAGGUUUUCUCUUUUUCCAAUUCAGUUUUAAGGAUGAUUUAUUUCUUGAAAGGGAAGGAAAAUACUCUUGCUUCAUUCCUGCUUUGUGUGAGCACCUGUGUGCAGGUGUGUGUCUUCUGGCURUCACAAACGCUGCCAAUUAGACCUGCUAUUGGAUGUGUUCCUGGUGGGUAGYAGAGGUAAAACUUGCUAUUUCAAGGAAAAUUAAGUACCAACAGAGUGGUUGUUAGGAUUUCAGGAGGUGAAGAUGUGAAUGCUUGGUGGAACUGCUUUUUUUGCUCAUGGGUUGCUUUUGAACUCUCAUGGAAAACUGGGAAGGGCAGAGGUUGUGUCAGUGUGGAAAGGACGAUUCAGGUACACAGAAAGAGCUGAGCAGCCUGAGGUUCUGCUCGGUGGUUCCCAUUUCACACUGUCCAACAGGGGUGCUGCCUGCCUCCUGCUCAAUGGYUGCAGCUUUCUGUAGCUUCCUGUGAAAGCUGGGUCAAGGUCCAGCAUUUCUGGAAGCUGUGGUCAUAGUGGGCUCCACAGCUUGAUUCGGUUCUGAAUUAUUUUUUGCCUCAGAUAAAAUUUCGAGAGGGUUAAUACAGGGAGUGUGUCUGUGCUGCUGUUACCCAGAAGCUGGUGACAAUGCCCUCAGUGUCUCUGAAGGGUUGGGACAUUUACAAUGCAUUAAAUCCCCUUAUGCAAUGACAGUGAGAAGCAGUGACUAAUCACAAGUGAGCAGUGAAAGCUGCAGCCAUCCUUUGAGCUGGCAGCCCGGGAGAAGUGGAAUUGUGGCAGGGGGAACAAGGGCAGCAUUUCCCUGGGACACAGAGCUGCAGGGCCCUGCUCUUCCUGCUCUUCUGCUCUUCCUGCUUUGCUGUCUUCCCUGUGUGCUUCCARAGGGGAGGCAGAUGAGCUGUGCCCUGGCCUGUCCCACCGUGCUGUCCCUGGCCUCUCUGGGCAGUGGGACGAGAGCUGCCCUUCCUUUCUCUCACAURUCUGUUGGGUUCGGGUUUGUUUGCCACCUCAGUUAGAGACCCUGGUGUAUAUAGUAUAAAUGGAGUAUAAUUAAAAGUUAUUUUGAUUGUUGGGCUUUGGGUUUUUUUAGUGACAUAUGUAAAAUGUUGAUGCCAAUGGUUGACUUGGMUACGUUUUGGCAAGAAAAGUAUUAAUGAACCACAUUCAAUUCUUUAAAUGCAGUGAAGAAGUGUAUGAGACCUGUGUAUGCAGGGUUGCUCUGUUCAGGGUCAAUCUGAUGUGAUUACUGUACAAMCCUAGAUUGGCUUUUCAGAUUCCAGUCCUAAAUUACUGAUCUGCAUGAGUCACAUCACAUGUUUUAAAUCCAGCUGUAAAAUGGAAGUUGUGUGGUUUGCAACUUCUCAUCAACCUGAAAAGUACAAGCUUUAAUUAAAGCAAAGUAUACUCAUACACGUUAAUAAUGGUGUGGUCAAAAUAUUUAUUGAAAAGAAAAGGUAGAAUAUUUUCAAUGUUGCACCUGCUAUUUUAUCUUAAAGCACAUUCUUCACACCUAACUGCCAGUGCCAUUAUCAAGUCUGUUUUAUAAGUGUACAUUUCYUCAAACUAAAAAGUGCAUAAUUAAAAGUAUUAUGUUACUGCCAUAUAGUGAUAUAAAACAUUUUAUAAUUGCCAAUUCAUUGUAACUAUUAUUUAUUUAAAAACAAAUUGUAAGAAUGCUUUCUGAUCAAACGAACCAGAGUUGUUUUUAAACCAUUCCCGUUAGCUUAUUUCUAAUGUAGCAUAAGCAAUGUCCUUGGAUUUGUUUAGAAUAAUUUUGCCAGUAGGUGACCAAUUCUAACCGUUUUUCCUCCCGUUUAGUCCUUUACCUGUUUUAAAGACGAUUUACAAAAGUUUAGUUUUUUGUAUCCUAAUCUCUGUUAAUUAAAAUGUUUAUAAAUUUUAUUUUUACCAAAGAGAUGCAAUUCAUUAUGACAAAAUAUUGCAGAAUAAACUUUGUUUUAUAACAUUUGUGACUUUUCUGCCCACAUUUUUCAUUCAGAUGAUCAAAGGGGCUUUUCUAAAAUAAACAGCAUUGCAAACAGAAAGCGCUGUGUUCUCUCUU
Messenger RNA from Malurus melanocephalus (red-backed fairy wren), 4711 nucleotides. It is a transcript of the gene FOXN2, whose product is annotated as forkhead box N2. Gene Ontology annotation, biological process: regulation of DNA-templated transcription. Lineage: Eukaryota; Metazoa; Chordata; Aves; Passeriformes; Maluridae. The coding region runs from base 128 to 1468 and encodes 446 amino acids. The record is from RefSeq and is a predicted model, not a curated record. Gene Ontology annotation, molecular function: DNA-binding transcription factor activity; cis-regulatory region sequence-specific DNA binding. Gene Ontology annotation, cellular component: nucleus. The transcript is spliced from 6 exons.